AUGAAUAUUCGAUAUGAAUUUUUAAUACGAGCUCGACCUGAUUCAGGUCGUGCUGCAGUUAAUCAAAAGCUAGAACCUCUAAACAACUUAACUAUAGUUAUUCCAGAUCAACAUCAUUUUGGUGAUUAUAAUGACCGGUUUGCUAUUGGUUCCACAUCUAUGAUGGAAAAAUAUACGAGUCGAUGGCAUAACGUUAGUGCUUGUUAUAUAAAAAAUAUACAUGCUGAACCAUUUCUAAAGCUCUUUUUAGACCAGUUUGAUACUAAUGUUACCUCAAUGAAAAGAUUAACUUAUGAACAAUUACCACAUGGUUGUGGUCAGUGCCAUUAG
Molecule: messenger RNA, 330 nt
Organism: Rotaria socialis
Lineage: Eukaryota; Metazoa; Rotifera; Eurotatoria; Philodinida; Philodinidae
Source: the annotation of a GenBank genome assembly